AUGGUGAAGCGGUUUAGUGGACUGCAGAAGGACGUUCUGCAUCUAUACCGAGAGUUCAUCAGGGUCGCCUACACAAAGGCUCCUGAAAACAGGCCUCACUUCAUAGGCUACAUCAGAGAGGAAUUUCGGCGCCAUAAGGACCUGCCUCGCAAGAACUUCGUUGCAAUUGAGCAUUUGCUGCGGGUAGGCAAGAAGAAGUUGGCGCUGUACUCCAGCCCAGAAAUCAAGGACAUCCGCUGA
Eremothecium gossypii ATCC 10895 is the source of this 240-nucleotide messenger RNA. It is a transcript of the gene SDH6, whose product is annotated as Sdh6p. Gene Ontology annotation, biological process: mitochondrial respiratory chain complex II assembly. Gene Ontology annotation, cellular component: mitochondrion. NCBI's taxonomy places the organism in Eukaryota, Fungi, Ascomycota, Saccharomycetes, Saccharomycetales, Saccharomycetaceae. The coding region runs from base 1 to 240 and encodes 79 amino acids. The transcript has a single exon. The record is from RefSeq and is marked provisional.